AUGGAUAAAACGAGCUUCGAGGGCUCUACUUCUGAAUUUAUUCGAGUGCAAAACGGCGAGGUGCUUAAGUAUCCACGUCAAAUAUGGAAAGAAAGCAGAUUAUACGACACCUUGACUCGGGACAUCGAAACCAGCUUCUCAGUUGAAUGCCAGAUUCUCGAACAUCUAGGGCACCAUCCAAGGAUUGUCAAGUACCUAGGCAGGAACCAGGGCGAAGGAGAUCCACGAGGAAUUCUUCUUGCCGAGGCUAGUCAUGGCGAUCUCCAGCGGUACUUGGAUCAAAAUGAAGCCGUUGAAGCCGUCGCGUAUAUUCAUCAUCGUGGAGUAGUCCAUGCCGACCUGCGCCCCGAGAACUUCCUGAUCCACGAAACCACACUGAUGUCUCUAGACCUCUGGCUAUGUGAUUUUGGAGGCUCAAAAUGCGACGAGCUAGGCGUCUAUGGUGGACAUUUACCCGAUUCAGGCUUCUUCGACCCCACGCUGGAGCCGAGCGCGACGACGCAAAUGGACAUCUUCAGUAUCGGGUCUGUCCUCUAUGCCAUCCUCACUGGUCAUUGGCCAUUCCGGGGACUUGGGGUUUUUAAGUCGCCAGAGGAAAUGAACGACUAUGGGAAUAAGGUUGAUAAUCUAUUCCUGCAGGGAACAUUUCCCGAUGUAGACGAGCUUUUCGCAGGCGAUAUUAUCAUGAAGUGUUGGAAGAACGAGUAUGCGAGCGCGGAGAAUGUGCUUCAAUCUUUGCAAGCAGAGAUGGACAGGGCAGAGAGGACUCGGUUCUGGCUGGCUGAAUGGUUUGAUUGGGUUCGCAGCAUGCUCUCUCCAUAG
Messenger RNA from Hirsutella rhossiliensis, 822 nucleotides. RefSeq names its product kinase. Gene Ontology annotation, cellular component: nucleus. The coding region runs from base 1 to 822 and encodes 273 amino acids. Lineage: Eukaryota; Fungi; Ascomycota; Sordariomycetes; Hypocreales; Ophiocordycipitaceae. Gene Ontology annotation, biological process: mitotic DNA damage checkpoint signaling; protein phosphorylation. The record is from RefSeq and is a predicted model, not a curated record. The transcript is spliced from 3 exons. Gene Ontology annotation, molecular function: ATP binding; protein serine/threonine kinase activity.